Messenger RNA from Terrapene triunguis (Three-toed box turtle), 3954 nucleotides. It is a transcript of the gene ELOVL6, whose product is annotated as ELOVL fatty acid elongase 6. Gene Ontology annotation, cellular component: endoplasmic reticulum membrane; endoplasmic reticulum. Gene Ontology annotation, biological process: fatty acid elongation, monounsaturated fatty acid; fatty acid elongation, saturated fatty acid; very long-chain fatty acid biosynthetic process. The transcript has 4 exons. Lineage: Eukaryota; Metazoa; Chordata; Testudines; Emydidae. Bases 111 to 908 code for a protein of 265 amino acids. Gene Ontology annotation, molecular function: fatty acid elongase activity. The record is from RefSeq and is a predicted model, not a curated record.
GAGGGGGAGAGAGAAAGGGGCGAUUGAAGGGAAGACACGCAGGGGAAAAGAUCUUUAGAUACUAUAUUUAUUUUUAGACCUAGGAAGGCAUCCCCCAGAAGAUUGGUCCAAUGAACAUGUCAGUGUUGACUUUGCAAGAAUACGAAUUUGAAAAGCAAUUCAACGAGAAUGAAGCCAUCCAGUGGAUGCAAGAGAAUUGGAAGAAAUCUUUUCUGUUUUCAGCUCUAUACGCUGCCUUUAUAUUUGGUGGUCGGCACCUAAUGAACAAACGAGCAAAAUUUGAACUGAGGAAACCACUAGUGCUCUGGUCCCUGAGCCUUGCAGUCUUCAGUAUAUUUGGUGCUGUUCGAACUGGUGCUUAUAUGCUGUACAUUCUGAUGACCAAAGGCCUGAAGCAGUCAGUGUGUGACCAGAGUUUUUACAAUGGACCUGUCAGCAAAUUCUGGGCUUACGCGUUUGUGCUAAGCAAAGCACCCGAACUAGGAGAUACAAUAUUCAUUAUUCUUAGGAAACAGAAGCUCAUCUUCCUGCACUGGUACCACCACAUUACGGUGCUGCUUUAUUCUUGGUACUCUUACAAGGACAUGGUGGCUGGCGGUGGCUGGUUUAUGACCAUGAACUAUGGGGUCCACGCCGUUAUGUACUCUUACUAUGCCUUGCGGGCUGCUGGCUUCAGAGUCUCACGCAAGUUUGCCAUGUUCAUCACCUUAUCACAGAUCACUCAGAUGUUGAUUGGUUGUGUAGUUAAUUACCUGGUCUUCUCCUGGAUGCAACAGGGGCAGUGCCACUCCCAUGUUCAGAACAUCAUCUGGUCUUCUCUCAUGUACCUCAGCUACUUCCUGUUAUUCUGCCAUUUCUUCUUUGAGGCCUACAUCGGCAAAACCAGAAAAGCAAGGAAGGCUGACUAGUGGUAUAAACAAGACAGAAGCCAUAGCUCAGGGUCAUCAAGAAAAACAAAAUAAAAACAAACAAAAGAAAAUGGCACAAGGAAACAUGUAUGGUGCAGCUAAAACUCGGCAGCUUAGGGACAGCUAGGUUGGUUUAAACCAGUAAGUUUAUGAUCCUAUCAUGGUGAGGACUCACUGAAUUCUACUCCAUCUCAAAGGACUGCUGAGGAAAGACAUCUUCCUUCUUGUACCUGUCAGCUCUGAAAAAGGAAGGAAAAUAACAUUUGUGGGGGGGGAAAUAAGCGUUGUUCUUCCCCAAAGAUGGAAGAAAGACUUUUAUUAAAAACAAAUUAUUUCUAUAUCCUUUCUAAUCUUUUUUCUGCAUUAAAUUUGAACAAAACAAAGCAGAGAGCAAACUGUUUGUGUCUGAUACCAGUACAGUUACAAAAUUAAAAACUUUAUCCUAAAGGGUUGACAUGUUUACCCCGAAAAUGAAAAGUGAAUGGCUAUCUUGAAUGUUUAUUAUGGAAAGUCAUUGAACUCCAUUGCAGUAGUGAAUGUAGUGGAUAAAAGAUUGAUUUCCCCAUUCUGUACUAUGCUGUGCAUGCAGAUCUGGUAUGCAACAUCAAUGCUUUGAGCAGGCAGAGGGAACCAGUAAUUUUACAAGAUUUUAAUGUGAUGAGAUGUGCUGUUGCAAUACAUAUCAUAUCUCAGAGAGUGCUUUUUCCAAGUGCAUCAGAGUCAAGGAAUUUCUGCAGCAGAAUAAUACAGAGGGUUAAAUCAAUCUCUGUUAAAUCACCUGGGGCUAGCAACAGAGCAGUGGGUGGGGAGGGUGAGGGAGAGAACCCCCAAAUAUUUUUAACAAUUAUCUGCGAGUCUCAGAUUAAUCAGCAGUAUAAUAGAAGUUGAAGAAAAUGAAGGUGGGGAGGAAUCAGAAGAAAAUCUAGAUAGCUAGAGAUAGGCACUCUCUCUAUCUACAGAAUAGAGCCCUGUGGUACAGCACAUCUUUUAUAUUUUUGUGAACUUCAGAAAAAGAUCUCUGCAACCUUAAUAGCAUUCGGCAGGACUGUAUGUGACCUUGGGUAACACUGUGUUUCUGCAUUUGCUUCAUGAGCAAUGCAAAGAUGUUUAAAGUGCCCUCCUCUGGUCAUGUGGAGAUACUACAACAAAACAUACUUGGAAUAGUUUUUCUUGAGACUUGUAUAGAAAAAUUAGUCUAAAUGAAAUAAUUUUGCUGCAACCGCUUAACUCUAAUGUCCGGAGAGAAUUAUCCUUAAUUAAGAACAAUCUGUACUGUAGCAUCCGGCUGAGCACUUAAGAAGACAUCCUGUUCUCAAGUCAGCUACAGAUAGAAGAAAAGGUAUUUCACUCUGAACCUCAGAGAGAGUUAGUUGAUAAGAGCCAUAUUCUUUCAAAGAAAAGUAGAUUGCAUUAUCUGUAACAUUUCAGUCCUUACAAAGCCAAAUAAAAUGUGUACAAGUUCCUAGUAUUUAAAAAAAGCAAGUAUGUAAACUUGAUGUUAAAUGUGUUAAUGUAGUAUUCUAAAUUGUAUCAGUUUGGUAGUUUGACUAAACAAUUAGAAGAACUAGAUGAACAGAAUAGGGGUUGCUGUUCUGCAUAGAAUAUACACAACUACACCCAUAUACACGUUAUGUGACUUGUCAACAAGAAAAAAGUCCAGUGGAAGAGAAUCACAUUUUCUGGCUAAUGCAAAAGUUGUCAUUAUCUUUCUUGCUUUAAUUUGAGAUUGUACAGUACAAAGUAUUAUUAUUAUUAUUUUGGCUUUAAUUGUGCUGACAUUCAUAAAAACAGAGCUGCUUAAUAUCCUAUUAGAGACGAGAAGGGCUUUCAGUGUCUCAUUAUGUGAAGAAGAAAAAAAAUAAAGUUACAUUCCGUAUUAUGUGAAUGCUUUUAAAAGAAUCAGAAAGUCCUUGGGGGCCUAUCCAUAACUAUAACAAGCAGAAAAACAAGUUUACAUGUGUGUUACUUACGUUAUUGAUGUUCUGGCCUUAUUUUAUGGUACACAACCAACAGCAAAAUGUGAUAUUCAGUAAUGAAGAUAACGUGAGCUUAAAUGAUAGAACUACUGUAUAAGAGCUAUUAGACAAAAAGAAUUAAAUGUGUAAACGAUGGUAUUUCACAGUUUUGGAAGUAGAUAAUUAUAAUGCACAAUAAGCUGUUUUCUCCUGCUUAAUUUUUGCCCGGGCUUAAAGGUAGCAGUAACUGAAGAGAAGCAAAAUCAUUAAGGAUGAAAAAGACAAAAUUAAACUUGAAUUCAGUCAGAACAGAAGCAUCAGUAACAAGCCAACAAUUGUGCCAUUCAGAUGUUCAGUUCUGUGUUUCUAUGGUCUCUAAUCAUUUCUAUGCAGGCUGAAAUAAAAAGGAGGUGAAAGUGACCCACAUGUCUUUUGAAAUUAGGGGUGAAAUCCUGACUCCACUGAAAUCAAUAGUUUUGCCAUUGACUUGAAUGAGGCUAACAUUUUCACCCUAUAAUGCCACUUCUUUUAUCUGAAUAAUGGGAAAAAUUGCAUUCAUUUUAAUUUAUUUUAUGUUUAUUUAAAGGCUCAAUAAACAUUACAAAUAAGAAGCUAGACCAUAGGUAGGUAAAGUAUUAUGGGCUAAUCUCAGUGGUUUAAUAGAGGGGAAAUAAUACAGUAGGCUUUUUAAAAACAAUUAUUUCUAUGCAGUAUUUUCAAAAAAUAUACAGUAUUUUACACAUUUUGUUUAAUUUGUCAAGAUGAAAAACAAAUGAUACUGUAUUUAAACAUAUAGGACGAGAUUGAAAUCCUGGGAGUUUUGCCAUUUACUUAAACAAAACCAGAAUUUCACGCAGUGAGUAAUACUUUACUCCUCUACGAAUACAUCUACAGAGCAAAUGAAGUUGCGAGUAUAGCAUGGGUAGGCAUAGAUUAAAGCUAGCGUGGGUAACAGUAGUGAAGGUGUGGUAGUAAGGAGUUCAGCAUGGGCUAGUAAUCCAAGUACAUACCGAGGUCCCCAAAGUCAAUGGGAACUAGGGUGACCAGAUGUCCCAAUUUUAUAGGGACAGUCCCGAUAUUUGGGGUUUUGU